GACUACGGAUCCCGGCAUGCCCCGGGCGGGGCUCCGGCGAUCCCGGCACGGCCAGCCGCCGGGGCUGAGGCCGCAGCUGGGCAGGCCGGGGUGCGGCCGACGGCUUCAUGUCCUUCCCCCGGUACUACCGAGGCGCGGUGGCUCAGCAGCGUUGUCCCUGCCGCCCCUCUCCCCUCCCGGGCCACGCCUCGGUACCGGCGGCGCGGGGCAGGCCGGGAGGGCGCGCGGGGGAGGCCGGGAGUGCCCGCAGGGAUCCCCGGGGCGGCGGUGCGGGGCGGCGCAGCGCGGCACCGGCGAGAUGUGGUACGAGAUCCUGCCCGGCAUGGCCAUCAUGGGCAUCUGCCUCAGCAUCCCCGGCUUCUCCACCUUGUACAUGCACCGCUGGAGCAACGGCGGCAAGGAGAAGAGGAUCGCCCGCUACCCCUACCAGUGGACUCUGAUGGAGAGAGACAGGCGGCUGUCGGGUGUCAACAAGUACUACGUUUCCAAGGGUCUGGAGAACAUAGACUAAGGUGGUGGCAUUUUGAAGAAUGCACAUAUCUACAUAAAAUGAUUUAACUCAUUAAUAAAGAUAUGCAUGUAUUCAA
Molecule: messenger RNA, 587 nt
Organism: Tyto alba (common barn owl)
Lineage: Eukaryota; Metazoa; Chordata; Aves; Strigiformes; Tytonidae
Gene: NDUFA1
Product: NADH:ubiquinone oxidoreductase subunit A1
Exons: 3
Coding region: 17-511 (164 amino acids)
Source: RefSeq, a predicted model, not a curated record